Molecule: messenger RNA, 3326 nt
Organism: Lathyrus oleraceus (garden pea)
Lineage: Eukaryota; Viridiplantae; Streptophyta; Magnoliopsida; Fabales; Fabaceae
Product: auxin response factor 5
Exons: 13
Coding region: 520-3114 (864 amino acids)
Biological process (GO): regulation of DNA-templated transcription; response to hormone
Cellular component (GO): nucleus
Molecular function (GO): DNA binding
Source: RefSeq, a predicted model, not a curated record
UUAGAACUUGUUGGUAAUAGCAUGCACACUGCUUCUUUGCUGUUUGAAGCAAAGAGAGAGAAGAAAGAAGAGAAAGUGCUUUGAGAAUUGUAUAGAAAAAACAAAAGAAUGAAAGAAUCACUGUAUCAGAGUGUGAUGUGAUCAUGAGUGGUUUCACUCAAAGGUUUUUUUCUUUUUUGAAUUAUUAAAAAAAACCACUCAUCAUUCUUUGAUACGCGUGCUUUGUUUUUUCAUCAAAGUUUUUUUUUUUGUUUUUGAAAUAAACAUCUUCUUAGGACUUUGACCUUUUUUUAGCAGUUUUUGUUCCUUUGUUCAUGUUUGUUGGAUUCUUAUGUUUUUUUACGGACAAGAACAAAAUGAGAUUCUCAUGUUAAGAAUAAUUAUAUUCAUCUUCAAAAUGGACCCUUGUUUUGUACCUUUAAGUCAAUAAAACAAAAUGGGGUGGUGGUGAUUGAUUAUUUGGUGAAGGAUAUUGCUUCAAGUUUGUUCCUUUUUUGAGGUUUGAACAAGUUUUAGAAAAUGGUUUCCUUAGAAGAAAAGGUUAAAACUGUUGGAGUUGGAGUUGGAGGAGGACUUGUUGCUGAGAUGAAAUUGCUUAAGGAAAUGCAAGAACAUUGUGGGGUGAGAAAGAGUUUGAAUUCUGAGCUAUGGCAUGCUUGUGCUGGUCCUCUUGUGUCUUUACCUCAUGUAGGAGGUCUUGUUUAUUAUUUUCCUCAAGGACAUAGUGAACAGGUUGCAGCUUCUACUAGAAGAACAGCAACUUCACAGAUUCCAAACUAUCCUAAUCUUCCUUCUCAGUUGUUGUGUCAAGUUCAAAAUGUCACACUACAUGCUGAUAAGGAGACAGAUGAAAUCUAUGCUCAAAUGACUCUUCAACCAUUGAAUUCUGAAAAAGAAGUGUUUCCUAUAUCUGAGUUUGGAUUGAACCAAAGUAAACAUCCAACUGAGUUUUUCUGCAAAACUUUGACUGCUAGUGAUACAAGCACGCAUGGUGGUUUUUCGGUUCCGCGCAGAGCUGCUGAGAAGCUAUUUCCUCCAUUGGAUUACACAAUUCAACCUCCAACUCAAGAACUUGUUGUUCGAGAUUUGCAUGAUAAUACAUGGACGUUUCGACAUAUAUAUCGAGGUCAGCCGAAGAGACACCUUCUGACAACAGGAUGGAGUUUGUUUGUCGGCUCAAAAAGGCUUAGAGCCGGUGAUUCUGUUCUUUUUAUCAGGGAUGAGAAAUCACAAUUGCGAGUUGGUGUAAGGCGUGCUAAUCGUCAACAGACAACGACAUUGCCUUCAUCAGUACUUUCUGCCGAUAGCAUGCACAUUGGCGUCCUUGCUGCUGCUGCUCAUGCUGCUGCUAAUCGAAGUCCAUUCACGAUUUUCUACAAUCCAAGGGCAUGUCCUUCAGAUUUUGUUAUUCCACUGGCGAAAUACCGAAAAGCUGUUUAUGGGACUCAGCUCUCGGUUGGUAUGAGAUUUGGUAUGAUGUUUGAGACCGAGGAAUCGGGUAAGCGCAGAUAUAUGGGAACGAUUGUUGGUAUCAGUGACGUCGAUCCACUAAGGUGGCCUGGUUCUAAGUGGCGAAAUGUUCUAGCCGAAUGGGACGAGCCAGGGUGUGGUGAUAAGCAAAAUAGAGUUAAUGUAUGGGAGAUCGAAACUCCCGAAAGCCUUUUUAUCUUUCCAUCUAUGACUUCGAGCCUAAAACGGCCGUUACAACCCGGUUUUUCGGAAAAUGAAUGGGGAACUUUGUUAAGAAGACCUUUUAUUAAAGCACCCGAAAACGGAACAAUGGAUCUCUCGAACUCGAUGUCGAAUCUCUACCAAGAAAACAUGAUGAAGAUGAUGUAUAAACCACAAGUUAUCAGCAACAAUGGGACAUUUUUACCUGUCAUGCAACAAGAAUAUGCUCCUAUAAGAGUUCCUUUGCAAGAUAUGAAGUCUUCGCAUGCGAUGGAGAAUCCGAAAGUUCAUCUUUCAACCACAGAGAGCAUACCUAAUAAUACCUUAAACAUGCAUUCAUUGCUGAGAAGUGAUCAACCUGAAAAAUUUAACCCUUUGACCAAAACCGAGAAGAUGAAAAUAGAAUCCGAGUCGUUGCCUGAUCAAAUUUUUGACUUCCCUUCUUUCGAAGCCUGCAACAACAUUGAAAAAGCGAAUGCGGCGAAUCCUGUUAAUCCUCAAAGCCUUGCAAACCAAUCAACAUAUCAUAAUCAAAAUCCAUUAUUAUUCGCUCAAACUAGUCCGUGGCCUAUUCAGCAGCAGCCUCAGUUAGAUUCGUCGAUGUUGCAUCCUCAACUGAUUGAUAUGGUCCAGCCCGAUUCUUCCGUUGUAAACGGCAUGCUUCCUCAGAUAGACAUCGAUGAAUGGAUGAUGUAUUCUUCUUGCCAACCUCAAGUAGCGAAUCCGUCUAUACCUUCAAUGAACCAAGAAGUUUGGGAUCAUUAUGUCAAGAAUUUUAACAUGAAGGAUCUUUCCGAUGAAAGCAAUAACCAAAGUGAAAUUUGCGUCAAUGUCGACGUUAGUAAUAGUGUGAAUACCACUAUGGUCGAUCCUUCUUCCACUUCGAACACAAUUUUCGACGACUUUUGCACAAUGAAGGAUAAAGAUUUUCAGCAUCCUCAAGAUUGUAUGGUCGGAAACUUAAGUUCUAGUCAAGAUGGGCAAUCUCAGAUAACAUCCGCAAGCCUAGCCGAGUCGCAUGCCUUUUCACUACGAGACAACUCGGGCGGUACCUCUUCAAGUCAUGUUGAUUUUGAUGAAAGUAGCUUUCUACAGAACAAUAACUCGUGGAAGCAAGUAGCCGCCCCGAUCCGAACCUACACAAAGGUGCAAAAAGCAGGUUCGGUUGGAAGAUCGAUCGAUGUAACUACAUUCAAGAACUAUCAAGAGCUGAUUUGCGCAAUUGAAUGCAUGUUUGGACUAGACGGUUUGCUGAAUGACACGAAAGGUUCGGGAUGGAAACUAGUAUACGUAGAUUAUGAGAGUGAUGUUCUACUUGUUGGAGAUGAUCCUUGGGAGGAAUUUGUGGGGUGUGUUAGGUGUAUAAGAAUAUUAUCACCUACAGAAGUUGAACAGAUGAGUGAAGAAGGGAUGAAGCUUUUAAACAGUGGAGCAUUGCUAUGAUUUGAAUAUGUUUGUAAUAUGUAUGAACUAAGAUGACAGUUAUUUAGGAUUUUGGAGCAUUAGUAAUGGUAGUUAUGGACCAAACAAACCUUUAGUUUAUGACACAACAAAAAUUAUGAGAUGUUGAAUGAAUCAAAAGGUUACAUUAUAUACCUUAACUUGUAAUGUAUUCUUGAAAGUAAGUAGAAAUAUUAUGCAUUAUGUUUUAUUAA